GGGGCAGCGCGGCUGCGGGAGCCGCCGGGCCGGGCCGGGCCGGGGCUGCGGGCCCCGCGCAGCUUAGUUAUCAUGAAGAUGGAGGACUAUGAAAUAUUCUGUAAGAAGCAUCUUUCCAGACUCCAAGAAGAGGCAAUAAAAAGGGAAACCUCUUUCACUGUUCAGCACAAAAAUAUCUCUCUCAUUCAAUUCCAUGGAGUUCCUGUGCUUUCCCCUCUGCUUAGCCUUGAAAAGAAAAAGGAAGUACAGCAGUACAAACAGAAAGCACUGGACCUAGAGACAUGGAGACAGAACUCCCGGAAAAGAGCUUUAUUGGAACGUGUUCAGGAGAUUCUAGAAAAUGUUCAGCUCAGGAAAGGACCUAGUGUGAGUAAUGUGGACACAGGAGAGGCUGAGAAAACUUGCCCUGAUUCAGAUUCAAAAGCUUCAACUGACUUCACAGCUCUGUCAGAUGCAAAUUUGGUGUGUUCUCCUGAAAGGAAUGGUCCUACAGAGAUUGAAAAGACACCAGAACUGACACCAGCAGAUACUACUGGGCAGUUGAUAUCAAAUGUGACAGAAGUAGUUAAAGCAGCCGAAGAAAAUGUUUUUUCAAAGCAAAGUGAGAGUCUCUUCUCAAAAGAAGUACCUUGCCCAAGGGCUGCAUCUCCUAACAACGUUCAUAAUAAGCUUGCAUCAUCACAUGCUUUGCAAAAGCAAGAGGGACUAGGAGUGCAACUGCCAGAUGAGGAAGUACAAGAUCCAUACAUAAUGAGUCUUCAGAACCUGAUGAAGAAAUCUAGGGAGUGCACAGAGCAAACCAAGCGUAGCUCAAAAAGUAAUUCGAAGAGGAGUAUGAGUGAAAGUCAUUCAGAUAAAGAAAAUGAUGGUGUUAAAACAACUGAUUCUGUCAAAGAAAGAGCAAAGUUUACAGGCAGGAGUUGCUCUGCUCUGACACUUGAUAAACCCAGUCUUAAUAAAACAAACACCCUUCUCCAAGGUGCCUCUACUCACACGAGUAACACCAGUAUUUCAACGUUAUCCAGUUUUUCUAAAGUGGACAUACCUAUGAGAGUUGGAACACCCCCACUGGUGGAUUCAGAUUCGGAUGAAGAAUUGAAAAAGACUUGUCUGUUUGACCAUGACAGUAGCAUUGUCAGGAGCCUCACAGGCUCUUAUGCCAAGUUGCCAAGCCCAGAGCCAAGCAUGAGCCCUAAAAUGCACCGAAGGCGCCCGAGACCUUUAUCAAUGGGACACAUCAUUAUAAAUAACCCUGUGAAUGCUUAUGAGUUAAGUCCUAAAGGCAAAGGUAGAGCCAUGGAUUUAAUCAUGCAAGAUAUUGCUGACAAACAUAAUGUUUCUGAAUCGGUGCCAAAGUUUAUGGUGGACUUCAGUAUGUUUUGCCCUGGCAGAGUUCCUGGUGUCAACAGGAGUUCUUCAGGCCCUUGCCAUGGGCUGGGGGUUGGCAAACCAAAUCAACAUUCCUUUGGGCGCUUGGAGAGCCAAGGAACAUUGUCAGCUACAGUGGAAGGACAGGUAGUGACGGACAGCAGAGGGACAUACAAAGUAGAGAGUAGUACUAAUAUUGUAGCUCCAAAACUGAGUGAGCCAUUUGCCAUCAGUCAGUCUGCAGCAGCACAGAAGCUUCUAGCUGUGAAUGAAACCAAACCGUCUGGUUUGCUAGAAAAUACUACAUGUAAUUCUCUAGUAGAACUCAAUAAAUCUUAUGAUGUGGAAGACCCAUCCCCUUUGUUAAUGCAGAGCAAGAAUAUGCAACAGCAGAUGGACACUCCGAGUGUUUCCCCAGCGAACGAACAGUUUCUGGAAAAUAGUUUUGAAAAGGUAAAACGUAGGCUUGAUUUGGACACCGACAACUGCCAAAAAGAAAACAGUCCCUGUAUUCCAGCAGCUGGAAUGGAAGAACAAGAAAAGCAGUGGUUGCAAGAACAGAAAUAUCCUGUGGGAUCAGUUUACAUUACCAAGAAUGUAGCCCCUGAUAGUAUGGCAAAAGAAGAUAUUUUUAAAACUAAAAUGUUGACCUUUGAAGAAAUGAGGAAGAGACUUGAAGAACAGCAUGCACAACAACUGUCAAUUCUGAUAGCUGAACAAGAGAGAGAACAGGAGAAAUUGCAGAAGGAACUGGAAGAGCAGGAGAGAAAGCUGAAAGGAAAGAAGGUCACUACAAUGGAAAUAGAAAUUUCCAAAGUGAAUAUUAACAGUAGGAUGGAGUUGGAGUGGAGGAAAAAAAGCGAAAGCGGCUUGUUGGGAAGUGUGCAGGCUGAGCUGGAGACAGUCCCUAGUGGAAACUCUACCAGCAUUGGUUUUGCUCACACCACAACACCUAACACCUUUGCUUCAACAAGUGAAACUUCGUUCUUUCUCUGGGGACCAACAGGUAGUGGAGUUAUAAAAACCUCAGUAUCUAGGCCAAGUAACAGGAUCAAACCUAGGUGGACUCAGGUUUUCAGUCCAGAGAUCCAAAUGAAGUUUGAUAAGAUCACUGCUGUGGCAAAGGGGUUUCUCACUCGUAGACUCCUGCAGACAGAAAAACUGAAACAUCUGAAGCAAACUGUAAAAGAUACCAUGGAGUUCAUUAAAAAUUUUCAGUCUGAAGCCCCACUAAAGAGAGGAAAUGUUUCAGCACAAGAUGUAUCCCUUCAUGAACGAGUAAUGGCUCAGCUGCGAGCUGCCCUCUAUGACAUCCAUGACAUUUUUUUUGCCAUGGAAGCAUCAGAAAGAAUGAACAUUCUGCGUCACGACCGUGAAGUUCGUAAAGAGAAGAUGCUCAGGCAAAUGGAUAAAGUAAAGAGCCCAAGAGAGAAAGUGACACUUUCAACAGCUACGCAGAAAUCUCUGGACAGGAAGAAGUACAUGAAGGCUUCAGAAAUGGGAAUGCCAAGUAAAAAAACAGUCAUAAAACAAAAAACUCCUGAAAGCCGCAUUCUUCAGCCAAACCAAGGACAGAAUGCCCCAGUUCACAGACUGCUUUGCAGACAAGGAACCCCUAAGACCUCAAUGAAGGGGGUUGAGCAAAAUAGAAAGAAGGCUCCAGAGAGCAGAGUGUCUAACAAGGCUGUUUCAGGAGCAUAUGCAGGAAGAACCCAAAGAAAGAAGCCAAAUGUUGUGACAAUUUAAGAAGACAGCACUCACUGGGAUAAAAUGGCUUUGUUAUAAUGAUGGCAUUCUCAGCACUGAUUGAAAUAUUUCAUCUUCUGUAUGUACAUGUACAUUUGGAAAUGCUACACCUACAAUGACACAUUAAUACAAGCAUAUUGAGGUAAUAAAGGGCUGUGAAGCUCUAAUGCUUGUGGAAAAAUUGCAUGUUAAAACUUAUUAUAUAUUCAUACUACUGUGUACACAUAAGAUUCAUAAUCUUGUGUAUUUAAAGACCACCACAGAACAAAUUUAAGCUAAUGUGUGGCUUUUCACACUCUGCAUUACUUAAAAUUGUCCUUACUGUGUAUACCAUAGAUAAGUUGUGUCUUAAGUAUUUUUAGUUUCAUACCAUAAAGUUAAAGCAGUUAAAUAAGAAAAAACCCAACUUCAUUCAAACAAAACUGAGCUCUUCCAUCAGUGAAUAUGUCAGCAGCCUUUUUGAAUGUACUUUCUGUACAAAUGUGAAUACCUCAAUUUAAAUACUAAUGGCCUCAAUGUUCUGCAUGUCUGCUGAACUGUACAGACAUGGAUCCAGACUAACAUUCCACUGUUCUGGAAGAGCCCUGGGGUUUUUUUUCCUUGCUGUCUAUUGCAUUUUUUUAUAGAAACAACUUUUGACUACGAUGAAAAGAAGCAUGUGUUCUGCAAAAGUUUCAGAAGGCAAGAUUUUAAAUGUUUUACCAUUUCAGAGUUAUAAAUGAUUGUCUAUAAUAAUAUUUCAGAUAGCUUAGGUUUCAUUAAUGACAGUUGCAUUUUUUCUGAGCAGCUUUUCUUUUACUGUGAUCGAACAGGCCCUUGUACUGAAUUCAUGAUUUCUGGGGGAAGGGGAAAUCCCUACCUAAGCCCAACAAACACAUUCUGAUAUUUAUCAAAAUGUAACAUUGAAAGAUCAUGGUAAUAUUUUGCUUUGGUAUUUCUACCUGGUGUUAUCCUUCAGCUUGAGGGGAGCAGAGUUUUGUAACUUUUGGGUUUUGAGGAACUUGGGACAUGAUGCUAACAUUCAAAGCUCAAUAGAGAAAAGCUUGGCCAUGAAAGUCUUUGCAGGGCUUACUGUUUUGCCCUAUCACAGUAAUUGCAGAGAACUGUCUCCCUGAAUGUGAAAUGGGUUAUAUUCCGUUGCUUUCCCCCUGUGGACAUGAUGCAAUGCCCUAACUUCAGAAGCUUUGUAACAUGUUGACACCGGUAAAAAGAGAAAAAAGAUGGACAUUGUGUUAGCAUGAAAGAGGAACGUUAACGUGGGAUGAGAAGCAGCGAUGUUGGCUGGCUGGUGGCAUCACUUGUGGCUUUGGUCUACCACCAGGUCUGUCAUCUGCAGCUAGGGACAUUGUGGUAAGUUAACCCACACUGCAUACUUAGAAAAAAGCAGAAAUGCUACCUAAACACUUUAAAGACUGAUGCUACUUGGUGGCUCUUUACUGUGGGACUCAUUUGAGAGCUUGAGGCGGGGGCUCCCCCGAUGCUGUUAGGGUUUACACCAAGUGGAGGAGCUGCCUCCUUCGCACAAAUACUGCAGUUCUUUACUAUUUCAGAUGAAAUACAGAAAAAGCCCAAGGUAAGCUUCCUUCUCGCCUCAUAGGCACCAAAACUUAUUUCUGGUUCACAACUUUCCAUAGGAGUGGAGAACAGAGAAAAAUUUAGAGGAAAAAUUUACAAGGACAAGAGUAACCUGUGUCACAGGUGACACAAUGUGCUGUUAAUGUAUCAGUACUAAAGAUGGAUGUUUUUAAAGGAUGUUUUAUGUGCUGUAUUUAUUAUUAGCAUAGGCAGUAUGUUGAAGUAAAAAUAGGUUUAGUUUAAGUGUUAGUAAAAAUGAAUGCUUACCUUCUGUUCAGGCCUCACCUCUAAACCUUUCAAUUUAAGCAUGCUUCCACUGUGUCUAAUAAAACACUAGCAGAAAGUGUUUUUUAACUUUCAUGAGGCCUUCGUCUUGACAAGUGCCAGAAUUUGUUCUUUGUAUUUGAUACGUUUUGUAUUUAUACAUAUUUUGGUUUUGUGUGGAGUUGUAAUCUCAUCAUAAAGGUGUAUUUAUUUUUGUACUUUCAUUUCAUUUUCACCAGCCUUGCAUUUUACUUGGCAGCACUGCACAAUAAACGUUAAACCUUUGCAAA
Molecule: messenger RNA, 5243 nt
Organism: Apus apus (common swift)
Lineage: Eukaryota; Metazoa; Chordata; Aves; Apodiformes; Apodidae
Gene: CCP110
Product: centriolar coiled-coil protein 110
Exons: 15
Coding region: 73-3114 (1013 amino acids)
Biological process (GO): centrosome duplication; regulation of cytokinesis; centriole replication
Cellular component (GO): centriole
Source: RefSeq, a predicted model, not a curated record